UUCAGAGAACUCCGGCGAAACUUCUCAUCCACCCCACUUCGUUCUACAUUGCAGUCAUGUCUCUUCUUACCAUGGGCCAAGAACACAGAGGCACUAGGGCAAACAUUGCCUCAUUCGAUCCCAAAAAAUUUCGUCAACGUUCACACCCAAUGCCUUAUCCAGACCCAUGGUGCGUACCUUACAUACAGCGUGCGGGUUUCGGUCAUGUUAUGCAUGUCGUAAAUGCCACAAUUGAUGUCAAAUUCAUUUUGGCUCUGUGUGAACGUUGGAGACCUGAGACACACACUUUUCACCUACCAACUGGUGAAUGUACCGUCACAUUAGAGGACGUGUACAUGCUUUUGGGUCUUAGAAUAGAUGGUAAGCCUGUCACCGGAAAUGUUCAACAGCCUAACCAAAUAUGUGUUCAAAUGUUGGGGGUAGAUCUGGUCGAGGGUGAGGGGUCUGCCAAAGCAAGGGGUCAGGGUAUUAAAUUAUCUAGCCUACAAUUGUACCACGACUCCAUAACUUUGACUGAGGAAUCCUCCGAACAAGAAAAAGUCAUUUGCAUGGGAAAGUAG
This is a messenger RNA of Lathyrus oleraceus (garden pea), 560 nucleotides long. RefSeq names its product protein MAINTENANCE OF MERISTEMS-like. Lineage: Eukaryota; Viridiplantae; Streptophyta; Magnoliopsida; Fabales; Fabaceae. Bases 57 to 560 code for a protein of 167 amino acids. The transcript is spliced from 2 exons. The record is from RefSeq and is a predicted model, not a curated record. Gene Ontology annotation, biological process: meristem development; meristem maintenance.